UUGAUUGUUGUAAACUGUGAGAAGCAGUGUUGGAAAGGCGAUGCAAAUAGAAGACAAAACAAAACAUAAGAAACUAACAUUCCAGAAGCGAUAGGAAAGGGCUUAAAGCAGUACGUGUAGAGAACAAGACCAUCAUAAGGCUUGAAAUUCAUGCACAGGGUCAGACGGCUCUAAACCACAGGUUAGUGGGUGUAACUCAGAGUAGAACAGUUGACUGAUGAAAUAAAACUGUCUGCAGUUUCCCCUGGCUAAAGACACUUCCUGUCAUUGCCUAAAUUGCUUUACUUCAAAGUGUUUGUGGGAGCAGAAAUGCAAAUUAGCUGAGUGUGUUUAUUCUGUGCUGGGAAGAAGGGGAGCGGAAUGGGUUCAGGAAACCCGGCUGUGUUUAAAAGCCCACAGCUCACAAGGAGAUAGAAUUUUAUGGAGAGUGGCUUCUGGGUACUGCUCACAGACAAGAAAGCUCUAGGAGGGCAGAACCAGAGGCACAGAAAGAGCCAGGACUAUCUGAGGCUGCUUUCAAUUAUAGGUAAGCCACAGCAGUGUGUCGGGGAGCAAUCCGGGGCCUCAUGUACACUAGGCAAGAACUCUACCAACCCAGCCACAUCUACCGUCCGUUUGGUUUCAUUCUUCCUACGUUUCUUUCUUUCCUCUUCUUUAAAACAAAAGCAAGCUCUAUCUAGUUUUAUUAAAGAAAAGCUUUCCUGGUUUAUUUUUCACUGGUCUGUUCUGGCAAGCUUCUGAUAACGUCAGAACCACUUGAGUCAAUGCCAGCCAGGGUGCGUCUGCGGUAGCAUUUUCCACAUGCGGUGCCCAAUUCAAUAUUAUUGCCACCGGAGUGAUGGAAGCGAAUUUUGGCCAAGAGCAUAGUAUUCUAUUUCCGGUUUCCUCAGAGCUGGGCAGUUGUUGACCAGGAUGACCAACCAGUUUUAUGCUUCCCUGUCUCUUCAACUUCCGAGUCUGCUAGUACUCAGCGUGUCCUUCCCACUUUUCGUAACAAGGUGGAACCUAGAGUUGGCGACUCCCAAGACCUGUCUUCUUUUCAACUACCAUCUUCCUGCCUUAGUUGUGGGACGGGACCCAACCAAGAGCGGCUGCCAUGAUAACUAGAGAGUGGGAAAACACUGCUGCGUUUCUUCCCUAACUACAAAUAGAAGCUCGAAUGGCAAGAUGUAGCAGAGGCCUGAGCUGUGACUGGACAUUCCUGAAGCUUUACUUUGGGAGUGAGAAUGAAUCUAGUACUUUUUCUAUUCAUUUUUGUCUCUCUUUGGGAGAAGGUAAUAAUAACAAGCAAAUUUAAAAAAAAAUGGAUACAUUGUCUACUAUGAUGAGUCUAGUCCUUUAUCUAGAGCAAGGCUUUCGGCAAGAAUUUCUCUAUACUCAUUCAUUUGGCUUAGCUGUCCUCUUUGGUGAUUAGGAAGUAAUUUCUGUUUAAGAAUUGACUGAUGGGCUCGGGCUAGAGCUCAGAGGGAGAGUUCCAGCUUAGCAUGUGCAAGCAUCUCCAGCACCACAAGAAAAAGGAUGGAGUGGUACCCAGAUUCCUUAUUGAUUCCUCAGAUGCAAAUCUGUUUAAAAUCACUUCUUCUGGUCGCUUUCCAAUCCUCAAGACCCACACUUGAUUGCACAGGAAAGGGGAAUGUGGUGAGGAGGGGCAAAAGGAAUGUUCAAGAAAGAGAUUCAUUCCCUGAGGUGGGUAGAGCAAUGUGGAGAACUGAGUGGAGAAUCGGGGGCCUAUUUUGCUGACUUUGGCUCACCAUGGGUCCGAGAUUGUCUCUACAUCAUGCCUUCAUUUCCCCCGCUUCUUCUCCAGGCAAAAUGAAGGUGACAUUAGUGAACCUAUUGUUUAUGAUGUUGCUGCUGCUGCUAGGCCUGGGGACGGGCCUGGGCCUCGGCCUUCACAUGGCUGCUGCAGUCCUGGAGGACAGUGAUCAGCCACUGAGUGAUUUUUGGCCUGGCAACUCCCGGGACACAGCUGAGACCACGGAAGAGGGAGAAGACACCCGGACCACAGAAGCCCUGGUGCUUGGCUACAGAGAAAUGGCACAACCUAUCGGGCCAGAAGAAACUGUCCUCAACGAAGACGAAGUUGGAGGAAGUAGGAUGCUGAGGGCUGACGCUCUCUUUCAGAGCAAACAAGAUCACCUGAGGCUUGACUUGAAUGUCAGAGAAUGUAACACCUUGAUGGCACCCAAGAUGAAGGAGUACAAUCACAGUUGCAUAACCCAAUACACAUUCAUCCACGAGGAUCCAAGCGAGGUCAAAGCAGUCUGUGACAGUCCCCCGGUGGCCUGUGGCCUCAAGGGGGGCAAAUGUCACAAAAGCUCCCGUCCUUUCGAUCUGACAUUCUGCAAGUUGUCCAAAGCAGGCCAGGUCACUCCCAACUGCCAUUAUCUGACUUACAUAUUUGAAAAGGUCAUUGUCACAACCUGCAGUGACACAAAGCCACUGGAGGUUAACUGAGGCAGCUCCUGCCUUUCCCUUCUCUUCACCUCAUUGUCUUUCUUCUUUUGCAUUUCCUUUUGCUGAUGCUUCUGUCUCCCACUCGGGUGCACUGUAGAGAAGAUCCUGGGAAGAGAGGAUGGAGCACCGCUGAUCUUUGUCAUCUGAAAAUGUAAUUAUUCUUUGCGUUAGGGGUCAUCCAACUGGCAUUUUAUUCUGGGGGUCAGAAAUGGCAAAACGAUGCCUAGUUUCUCCUAGACAUCUCUCACCUUCAGUCCUUGCCCUACAAAGGCCAAGCUCUGGACCCCCCACUUAGCCAUGGUCAUCAGCCUGAUGCCUGGACUGAGAACAACUUGGGCACAGAUUAGAAGAGUUCCAUACAUCCUUGACUCAUCUCCUUCCUUGCUACCCACGUGGGGCCUCUGUGGUAAUCACCGACUCCUGGGCCCUGCCUGUACAAAGGCAAUGCACUUCUCUGGCACAGAUGUAAUUAAAGUGAUUCUAUCUAGGACUGUGUCGGGAAAGCCAUGUGGUCAGGCUUCUUAUCCUGAGCCUGGAAAAUUACAGAGAUGGUUCAGGAAGAAUAAGGGCUUGGGUAAGGACCCCCUCCCCGCUUCAAUCCCCUUUCCUCUCUUCCUGUUUUCACAACCUUUCUCUUUGCUCCUCUUUUCUUUGUUUCUUUCUUCUCUCAGACUUUUCUGUCUUCUCCUUUUCUUCUACCUUUUCUUUUUGGGCCCUCAUUUCUCCAGAUUUUUUUUUUUUUUAGCUACUCAGUAAGCUAAUGUGUUAUCUGGGCUAUACUAGGCAAGCAGAUGUUGGUCCCACAGAUUGAAUCUGGCAUAGGGAGUUGGAGGUUAGAUGAAGAGAAAGAAAGGAAAGAGAGAGAGAGAGAGAGGG
Messenger RNA from Peromyscus maniculatus bairdii (prairie deer mouse), 3333 nucleotides. Lineage: Eukaryota; Metazoa; Chordata; Mammalia; Rodentia; Cricetidae. The record is from RefSeq and is a predicted model, not a curated record.